Molecule: messenger RNA, 2215 nt
Organism: Eleginops maclovinus (Patagonian blennie)
Lineage: Eukaryota; Metazoa; Chordata; Actinopteri; Perciformes; Eleginopidae
Gene: pex11a
Product: peroxisomal biogenesis factor 11 alpha
Exons: 3
Coding region: 276-1016 (246 amino acids)
Biological process (GO): peroxisome fission
Cellular component (GO): peroxisomal membrane
Source: RefSeq, a predicted model, not a curated record
CUAAGCUGUCCGUGCUAAAAAACGAAGGUCUGUCUCAGCUGUGAGUGUCGACCAAACCAACAGUGCAACUACCUUAGAGUCAACGUGAAAGAAGUUUCGAAAUCAACAUUACGUACUUGAGUUUAUAUCGGCAACCUUUGAUGAACCUCCUUUGAUAACAUUGCUUAAAGUGAGCUUAAGGAAUUGUCAUUCUUCGGUAGCCAGAAAUUGACGCUUUACGUCUUUGAACGAGGGCGCAGCUCAGCUAGAACAAGCUGUUCUUCUUAGAUUUAUCAAUGGACGCGGUUGUGCUGUUCACCAGCCAAAGUCAAGGAAGAGACCGUAUAUUCAGGGCAACACAAUAUGCAUGUGCACUCUCGAUUUAUUUACUUCGGAACAACUCCGAAAGAAAGGACCUUGUGGCGAAACUCAAAAGUCUGGAAACCAACAUGAGCGCUGGAAGAAAACUGUUCAGGCUGGGGAACACAAUAAAUUCCAUUGAGGCUGCUAAACGAACCAUGCAACUCUCUGACCGAGUGCUGUGCCUGUGCCUUACUGCGGCCAACGUCAACCGCGCCCUCUACUUUAUCUGUGACAAUGUACUUUGGGCCAGAAAUGUUGGUCUUAUCCGCAAUAUCAACAAGGAACGUUGGAGUCUAAAUGCCUCUCGAUGCUAUUUCCUCUCGCUAGUUACAAGUCUGACCAGAGGUGUUUAUGAAGUUGUCCAGUUAAUGACACAGAAGGCGAGAGACAGACACUUUAGACAGAAAAUGGAGCUGCAUCUCAAUGAGAGUCCUGAUGUGGCUGAAGCAGUCAUCCCUCAGCUUGAUGCGUUUCUCUUUCUUCUGAUAGAGAGCCUAAGAUCACAUCCUGCUGUUGCCUUGGAUAUGAUUAAAAAUAUAUGUGAUCUCUUCAUUCCCCUUGACAGGCUGGGUAUAUACCAAUCGAACGCAGGAGUGGUUGGAUUUUGUGGUUUAUUAUCUUCAGUGAUUGGGAUUGUAACCCUUGCACAGCCCAAGUUAAGACUCAAACCCUGAUAACAAGGGUAGAGGUAAUCCUGCUGACUAACUGCAGAUAAAAGGAUUUAUCCUGACGGGAUGUAGUGUGUCUACCUGGAGCUGUAAUGGUGGACUAAAGUAGACCUGGUACACAUUGACAUUAAGGCACAUUUUGUAACAUCUAAAUGUUAAAAGCAUUACAAAAACAGCCCGCAACAACUGACGGCGUAACUGGGUUUGAUUGUUUUGUCAUGGAUUCUUGAUUAACAGAAUGACUAAAUGUUGAAUAGGAAACUAGUGAGGUUAAAUAUCCUUGUAUAAAGGAAGAAAAUCAGGUUUACAUAGAAGCCUUGUUUAUUUUUCGUAGUUUAAAAAGGCCAAGGCUUAACUUGUGUGCAUUCCUGUCUUCUCCAGCACCACAUAUAACACCAGCAGGUUUGUUACUACUGUAUUUGCAAAAAGGGCUCUUUACUGAUACAUAUUUCUUUUACAAAAAGUAAACUCUUAACCACUCUGUCCACUUUUUUAUCUGUUCUCCUUUGUGUGAUUUAAAUGCUGCUAAAAGUUUUACCUCAAUGAUUCAAGUUAUAAACUGCUUCUCGGCCAAAAGUGCUUCCAGAGGGGAAAAAUCAGCUGAGAGAUUUCAGGGUUUCGGCUUCUCUCACAGUAGACAUUUUGUCUUGUCCUAGCAGAAAAAGCACAGAAUGACCAAUAACACAAACAAUGGCUUUGUUCUAUCUGGCUGCGAGUGUGGCAGAAAGCCAAAAUGUACAAUACAAUGACCCUGAAAUCAAAGCAGCUACAUGGAAUUCAUCCAUAAUUAAUGUGAUUUGUUUUCUAUGCUAUUUCCUACUGUGACAACUAAUACGUCUUCUGUGAAAAAAGCAUUUUAUCUCACCUGUGCUGUGACUCCGAUAGCAGAAUGAGUCAUGGCCUGUACUAUGACUCAUCAAAUAUUACUGUAUGUAAAUUAAAAAAUGUAAAUUAUUGAGUUUAAAAAGAUCAUUAAAUUGGUGUUAUAUUUUAAUGAGCAGAGACACUCUCGAUAAUGUGCUAAUAAUAUUCUUAAUAUAUUGUGCAGUUUACUUGUGUAUAUAUGGGGUUUUUUUAUCUUUAUGGUGGAGAAAACGAGUGCAGAGUAUAAGAGAGUGAGAUCUAUCACGUGUUUCAUUCCAGGAGACCUAAUGUUUUCACUGUCACACUUGAUUUCAAAGGUUAAUAAACACUAUAAAACAACA